AUGUCGUCGCCUCGACCAUUCACGCGGCUACUAGUCGCAAACAGAGGCGAGAUAGCCGUGCGCAUCAUCCAAGCGGCCCGUGAACUAUCACCACCGAUCCAGGUGUAUGCCAUCUACACAGAGAAUGAUCGCUCACACUGCGAUCUGGGCCGUCCCGAUCAAGCGAUAUCGGUCGAAUCAUCCGCAGCGUAUCUGGACAUCUCCCUCCUGAUUCGCUUGACGAAAGAGCAUGGCAUAGAAGCCGUGCAUCCAGGGUACGGAUUCCUGAGCGAGAGCGCCGACUUCGCGCGUCGCAUGCACGAUGCUGGAAUUACGGUGGUCGGUCCAGGAUGGAAGACGCUGGAGCGGACUGGCGACAAGCUCCGAGCAAAGCAGCUGGCCAUUGAGUGCGGCGUCCCUGCCUUGCCAGCCACGUCGCGUCCAACGGCGGACAUCCACUUGAUUCGGGACUUCGCACAGAAAGUCCAGUAUCCCGUGAUGGUCAAAGCAGUAGAUGGCGGUGGGGGACGAGGUAUCCGUCUAGUCCAUAAGGACGAGGAGCUAGAGCGUGCGGUUCACGCGGCCACCGCAGAGUCGCCAUCGCGGACGGUAUUCGUGGAGAAAGCCGCAGUAGAUGGCUUCCGCCACGUGGAAGUGCAGAUAGUCGGCGAUGGGUCCAAUGUUUGCCAGCUCGGAGAGCGCGACUGCAGCGUGCAGCGACGCUUCCAGAAGGUAGUCGAGAUGGCUCCGUCUCUGAUUCACGACCGUACUCUUGUGAACAAGGUGCUGAAUGCGGCAUUGAGCAUGGCGAAAACUAUUCGGUACUGUUCACUCGGCACCGUUGAAUUCUUGGUUAAUGAGCAUCAAGGCCAAUUCUACUUUCUUGAAAUCAAUCCCCGUCUACAGGUCGAGCAUACGAUCACCGAGGCAAUCUAUGGGAUCGACCUCGUACAGACUCAGCUGCGACUAGCGCAAGGGCAUACACUUGCCCAGGUCGGCAUGAGACCUGAAGCAUUAUGUUCAUCUCGCUUAUAUGCCGUGCAACUACGGUUGUGCGCCGAGAACCCCGAGGACCGCUUCUCACUCAGCACAGGCAAAGUGACGAGAUUCAUGUGUCCUGGUGGCAUCGGGGUCCGAAUCGACACCCACCUGGACUCGACCGGCAACAGCUCUGCGAUAGUCGGCACCCAAUUCGAUAAUCUACUGGCCAAGAUCAUCGUGACCGCAUCAAGUUGGGAGACCACGGUGCUCAAAGCCCGUCGGGUACUGGCGGACACACAGGUCGACGGCGUUCGCACCAAUCUGGAUCUGCUGCGAGGGAUCACGAGCCACCGAGACUUCCUCUCAGGCAACAUCGACAAUCAAUGGCUAGAGUCGCAUCUGACAGAGGUGCUUCAGAUGGAAGCGGGCACAAAACCGGGCGUCCAUAAACAAACCCCAUCAACGGCUAGCUUCACAUCGCUUGCAAACAUCUCAGCGUCAAGCCCACUCUUUCGCGGGGGCGACGCAUGGUCGGUCAUCCUCGAGCCUCUGAGCUCCAACCAGCCGCAACCAGAAGCCAGCGAGCGUCACCACCUCCGGUUGACGCGCGUACUCCGCAACGACUUCCCCACGUCCUUGGCAGCGGAAGUCGAGUACACAACGUCCACGUCUUCAGCAGCAUAUCGGCUCGAGCUCGCGGCCACCGCGACAGCCGCGUCGGCCUUGGUCUCAUCGACACAAAGACGUGGCGACAUCCGCAACCCGCGACACAUCGUCCUCCCACUAUCCGGGAAGCUAAUCGAGAUCCUCGUUGCGACGGGCGAUCUGAUCGCCAAAGACCAGGUAGUCGCAUUUGUCAAGCAGAUGAAGAUGGAGGUGGAGAUCCGGAGCCCGCGCGCCGGCCGUGCGCAAUGGGUGUAUGAGCUGGCAGAUGACGAAGACGAGGUCGGGGAAGGCAUGUUGCUGGUUGAGCUGGAGGACGAGCUGAAAGGGAAAUUGUAA
Messenger RNA from Aspergillus homomorphus CBS 101889, 1962 nucleotides. RefSeq names its product putative pyruvate carboxylase. Gene Ontology annotation, molecular function: ATP binding; metal ion binding. The transcript is spliced from 2 exons. NCBI's taxonomy places the organism in Eukaryota, Fungi, Ascomycota, Eurotiomycetes, Eurotiales, Aspergillaceae. The record is from RefSeq and is a predicted model, not a curated record. The coding region runs from base 1 to 1962 and encodes 653 amino acids.